AUGAACAAAUCCAGAACCAGCCAUCAGAUCAAGUAUCUGGCGGUGUUGGCCUCCGUCGUCUUCAUCUGGCUGAUGUGGCAGCUUGACCUUCACCAAGAAGUUAUUGAGAAGACCCGCCAGUUUGGACGCCCUAGCGGCACGCCCUACUAUGGCCACACUUCCAGCAAUGUCCUAACCCCCGAGAAGGCCAGCGAUUACUGCGACCACUACCGCCUCAAGCCGGCCGAUUACGACCUGGUUCGCAAUCGCAAGGUGUUCGACCUGCUCCUUAUCAACACCGAGCUCGAAAUGCUCGAAGUCCGUAUGGGACAGAUGGCUCCCUACGUCGAUUACUUCGUUAUCCUCGAGUCCGAUACGACCUUUACCGACCAUCCCAAACCGCUCUACGUUCAGGAGAACUGGGACCUUUUUAAGCCGUGGCAUGAUAAGAUGAUUGUGCGGACCAUAGACCUCGAGGAGCUCAAGGCUGGCGGGACGUGGGACCGCGAGGCCAAGAGCCGCAAUGCCAUGUAUGAGCAAGUGUUUCCUACGCUAGUAGACGAGCAAGCUGCUGCUACUGAUGACGUCUUGAUUGUAUCCGACGUUGAUGAGAUCCCUAAGCCUGAGAUCCUCCGCGCAUUGAGGAAUUGCAACAUCCCGCCACGCGUCACUAUUCACUCCAGGAUCUACUACUACUCGUACCAAUGGCUCGGCAAUAUCGAUUGGGCGCAUCCACAGGCCACCGUCUACCGAGGUUCUGAUACCGUCCUGCCCAACGACCUCCGCUCUAGCGCCAACGACCAUCACUUUGCCCACGGCGGCUGGCACUGCAGCUACUGUUUCAGUACGGUCGAGGAGAUGGCGCAGAAGAUCACCUCGUUCUCGCACACUGAGAUGGACAGACCCGAGUUUAAGGAUCCGGACUGGGUGGUUGAUGUCGCCCGGCGUGGGCUAGACAUCUUCGCCAGAGACGGCUCCAACUUCGACCGCAUGGAAAAUAACCGCGACGUACCGGAGUAUGUCAGGGACAAUGCGGGCAGGUUCAAGUUUCUGCUCGAUCGCGACCCGCCCGAUGGGAACUUUAGGGAUUAUAGACCCAAGUCAAAGUCAGCAUAG
Messenger RNA from Colletotrichum graminicola M1.001, 1095 nucleotides. Its product is annotated as glycosyltransferase family 17. Bases 1 to 1095 code for a protein of 364 amino acids. NCBI's taxonomy places the organism in Eukaryota, Fungi, Ascomycota, Sordariomycetes, Glomerellales, Glomerellaceae. The transcript has 2 exons. Gene Ontology annotation, biological process: N-acetylglucosamine metabolic process; protein N-linked glycosylation. Gene Ontology annotation, molecular function: beta-1,4-mannosylglycoprotein 4-beta-N-acetylglucosaminyltransferase activity. Gene Ontology annotation, cellular component: membrane. The record is from RefSeq and is a predicted model, not a curated record.